Messenger RNA from Pestalotiopsis fici W106-1, 357 nucleotides. RefSeq lists its product as uncharacterized. The record is from RefSeq and is a predicted model, not a curated record. NCBI's taxonomy places the organism in Eukaryota, Fungi, Ascomycota, Sordariomycetes, Amphisphaeriales, Sporocadaceae. The transcript has a single exon. The coding region runs from base 1 to 357 and encodes 118 amino acids.
AUGUUUCGCUAUGGCAAGGGAAAUCCGCCCGAAGCCGCCCACUCACACGAUUUCGACAAUGACGAGGAGCAGGGCCAUUCAUUCGCCUUUGGGUACUACUCGCGCGGACGGAUCACCGACCUUUCUGGCCAGGCUAUACCCGUUAAUCCGCGCCUGAACGAGAGCGCCUCAGCACGCGGUUGGCCCGUUUUCCCUUUACUGAAUCCGUUCUUCACAUCGGAGCCCACUUUGGAAACUGACGGCGGACCGCCCCCCCAGUCCGUCGAGCGACAAGAAGAAAAGAUGGAGCAUGGGAAAGAAGAGGGUCUUUCCGAGCACUGGGUCUGCCUGGGUCAGCAGGGCGAACGCCAGCAUUGA